Messenger RNA from Cydia strobilella, 5530 nucleotides. It is a transcript of the gene hop, whose product is annotated as tyrosine-protein kinase hopscotch. The transcript is spliced from 22 exons. Gene Ontology annotation, molecular function: ATP binding; cytokine receptor binding; non-membrane spanning protein tyrosine kinase activity. Bases 4 to 3312 code for a protein of 1102 amino acids. Gene Ontology annotation, biological process: intracellular signal transduction; cell differentiation; cell surface receptor signaling pathway via JAK-STAT. NCBI's taxonomy places the organism in Eukaryota, Metazoa, Arthropoda, Insecta, Lepidoptera, Tortricidae. Gene Ontology annotation, cellular component: cytoskeleton; cytosol. The record is from RefSeq and is a predicted model, not a curated record.
ACGAUGGAAGGAGGCGAGACUGUUAAAGUGUCGGUAGUGAUUGAUCCUAAACCUAGCAUAAUACCAUGUUCGAACACAUUUACCGCCGAGGAGUUGUGCAUAUUAUUAUGUAAACAGUACAAGAUACCACCACUAACCCGUACUUUAUUUGCAUUAAGAGUGAGAGGAAGAAAUUACUUUCUCAAAGAUAACACCCGCGUUUUAUCAAGCACAAGAGAUUAUGAACUAAGGAUUCGUUUCAAGGUGCCAAGAAUAGGACUUCUAAUUACAUUGGAUGAAACUACAUAUGACUACUAUUUUCAACAAGCAAGGAAUGAUGUUUAUGAAAACAAGAUACCUGAAGUCAAGUAUCCUGAGCACAAGCCGGACCUUCUGGGCCUGGGUAUAACUGACAUGACACGAGCAGUUGUAGAGAAAAAUAUGACACCGAAAGAAGUGGUAAAAAAUUACAAGAAAUUUAUACCAAAAGUAAUAGUAACGAAACAUGGGCCGUACCCGAAGAAAUACGCACACGACUACCUGCCCAACCUCGUCUCCGUUGGAAACAGUGCAAAUCGCGUGAAGAAAUUAUACCUCCAACAUUUGUACGGCUUGGCGCCGAACUACCUGGCGGAGGAGUUCGACAGUGUGCUCUGGCGAAACGGCAACGACACGGUGCCCGUGCGCAUCGUCGUCACCCCCUUCCACCCUCACGAACCGGGCAUCAGGCUCUAUAAUACAGUUACUAGAAAGUGGUUCCACAUGUGUUCGAUAGAAGAAUUAAUUUAUUUGACGCGAAACGGCGACCUUUGGUUAGAAGUUUCUAGAAGAGGAACUCCAUUAUUUUUUAAAUUCAAGUCGGAAGAGCAGUUGUCAUCCUUCAUCUCUGUUUGUGAUGGUUACUAUAGGUUGAUGGUGAAAUGGAUUUUUAAUUUAUCUAAAGACGACGAGACACCGUCUCUGAAAGAAUUACAAAGAAUCAAAUGCCACGGCCCUGUUGGCGGAGCAUUUUCGUAUCGAAAGUUAGAGGAGAAGAGAGCUAAGAAACACGGCAGUUAUAUUUUAAGACAAUGUCAGGACGAUUACAACUUAUAUUAUUUAGACGUUUGUACAAAAAAUAGCACGACAGAAACGUACCGCAUAGAAUACCAUGGCCACUGUUACACGUUCAACGAGCAGGAGUUCCAUAGCAUCGAGAAAAUAAUCGAGUACCACCAGAACCCCGACGGCAGGAUAUUUUUGAACGAGUGCAUACCGCCCUCAGAGUAUGACAAAUCACAGUUGUUAUUGUGUGGAGAACCACAAAAGAAGGGUGUGAGAAUUGACCAGGCAGAGUUACAGGAGAUAUUAAAAGAUAACAAGAGUCCCCGCUGCUUGCCAAGCAAAGACAUACUGCUUUAUACUGGUUCUGAAAAGCUAGGCUCGGAAGGUUUAACGGCGACUUUUAAAGCGCUGUGGAGGCUUGAUGAAACUAAAAAAUUAGUAGUAGCAUUCAAAACGCUACAAAGGGAGAAGACUAAUGACUAUUUGAAGGAUUUCAUCGAGUUAGCAAGCAAAUGGGCGUGCGUGCAAUCCACCUCCAUCGUGCGUUUGUACGGAAUCACUCUGAGCUCGCCGACUGCCAUGGUGCUAGAGUAUCUGCCUUACGGACCCUUCGAUGACUACCUCAGGGAGCACGGAUCGUCAGUGUCGGUGCUGAUGCUGAAGAAGGUGUCGGCGACGCUGGCUCGGGCGCUGUGGGACCUGAGCGAGGCGGGCGUGGUGCACGGGCACGUGCGCUGCUCGCGGCUGCUGCUGGCCGCGCGCGACUCGCGCCUGCAGGUCAAGCUCGCCGGCCCGUCGCUGCGGCGCUACACCGCGCAAGAUGUUCACUGGAUCCCGGUGGAGUUGCACUCGGACAUGAGCCUGGCGCGGCGCUCGGUGGCCGCCGACAUCUGGGCGUUCGCCACCACGCUGUGGGAGGUGUUCUCAUACGGCCAGUCUCCCACCGACACUAACCCCAUCCUCACGGCGAGGAGUUACGAGAUGGGCGAGCGACUUAUGAGGCCCGCGAGGUGCCCGAGCGAGGUAUGGGCGCUGCUGCGGCCGUGCUGGCAGCCCGACCCGCCGCGCCCGCAGGCCAUCAUGCGGGACAUCAACCACAUGCUGCACGCCGAAUACGUACCUGUACAUCAAUAUGAAGAACCAAAGAUUUCUCUAGACAAUAACAUGGACCACGCAGAUACUGUUUCAAGUGACAGAUUCAUACCGAGCGAGAGCGACGCCGGCAGCAACAAAUCGUUGAUAUCGGAGGACAGCAGUGUGCAGUCUAUGAACGGAACGCUGUCCGAACAGUAUAAUAAUUCAUUCGGCGACAGCCUGCGCUUCAACUCGUUGGGGUCGCUGGGGCUGCCGUACGGGCUGCGUGGCGGCGUGUCGGCGCGCUCGCUGAGCUCGGCGGCCGGCGCGCACGACGACGAGCUGCCCGGCGCGCAGCCGCGCCUCAUGGAGUCCAUCGUCAGCCAGGGCAAGACCUACCUCGUCACGCUCAACCGGAGGAUCGGCAGCGGUAACUAUGGGCACGUGUUCAAGGGCGUGAUGGAGUGCGACAACCAGGAGUCGGACCGCAAGGAGGUGGCGGUGAAGAAGCUCACGCGCAACGCCGCCGAGCGCAACUCCACGCUCUACGAGGACUUCAAGAACGAGCUAGAGAUCAUGAAGUCACUGGUUCACGUGAACAUCGUGGAGAUCCUCGGCUACUCUUGGGCGGGCGGCGACGUGCUCAUCGUCAUGGAGUACCUGGAGGAGGGCUCGCUCAACUACUACCUCAAGUUCCAGGGCGACAAGCUGCGCACCGCGCACCUGCUCAAGUACUGCCUCGACAUCGCGUCUGGAAUGGACCACGUGUCAUCAAAAGGAAUCGUGCACCGCGACCUGGCGACGCGCAACAUCCUCGUGGUGAACAAGUACCACGUGAAGAUCUCCGACUUCGGGCUCGCGCGGAUCCUGCCGAGGGAGGAGGAUAACUACCGACUCAAGACGCUGAGGCUUCUGCCCGUCAACUGGUACGCCCCCGAGUCUGCCGUGAAGCCGUACAGCUUCUCGACGAAGAGCGACGUCUGGUCUUACGGCGUGACGGCGUGGGAGAUAUUCACGCGCGCGGCCGUCGAAGUGCCCAAGUUUGACGACGAGCGCCCCCUGGAGAGAGCCUCGUGUUUCCCCAACCCGAAAGACUGCCCCUGGGAGCUAUACGAGCACCUUAUGAAGAUCUGUUGGAAGCUCGACCCCAAGCAGCGACCGACGUUCAUCAACCUCGUGCACACUUGCAAGCGCUUCAUGGAGGAGUACAAAUGAGGUACUGCGUCAUAGCUGCGCCGAAAGGUAAAGAUUAAACCCUAAACGGGUCGCCUAUUGCGAUUAUUAUAUGACAAAUUUUGCCUCACUUGCCAUUGAAAGAUCGUUUGGUGUUCUUAUUUUGAGUGUACGGGAUUAAACGUGCAAUUAUAUAUAUAGGUUUUUUUCAAUCAUAUAAGCGCUCUAAUUCUAUAUUUUAACAUAACACAUUAAAUCAUCUUUUGGUUUGUUACAUUCUGUUCCGAAGUCGUUAAGGUCAGUCUUCAAAUGCUUGCCUACUCGUAAUCAGAAAUGAUAAUUUUGAAUGAAACGUCGUCUUAUAGUCUAACUAAAGGACAAGUAGGAAGAGUUGUUGCUAACAAAAAAGACACAGCAACAGAACAGCAGCAGCUCAAGCAUGUCUGCUGCAAAUUAAUCGAACCGAAAAUAAACCGAAAUUAUAGUGUUCGUUUACGAUUUUGAUUACGAUAUAUUAUAUUACACAGAUUUUGUAAUUCGAAAAUAACGUAUUCUGAUAAUGUAGUCGCUUAAUAACAAUACAUGCACCUUAUGGUUCAUGUUAUUUUGUCUCUUUUAUGAAUGACUAAACGGGUAAAUCAUCUAAGAUGAUUAUAAAGAUGAUUCAUCUUUAUCAUGUAUAAUGUUACGUUGUAUUAAAUAUAUAUUGUAAUAACGACGCACGCGUGCUCUAAGUUAUACAUUUUUAUAAGUAAUUAAUUAAUGAUCAUUUAUUGUGGUUCCUGAAAGCAUUUUCAUCUGUAUCUUUUUCAUAGUUUCAUUUUAUACUUUUUAUAGUCUUAUUUAUUUAUAAGUGAUUUUACUCAUAUUGUUUUAUUGAUUUAAUGAGAGAAAGUUGGUGAGAAAAUGGUGGCAAUAUAAUUUUAAUGUUUUAUAAGAUCUAAUUGUUAACAUAAUUUUAAUAUUUGACUCUAGGUAUGUAGUUUAUGGGUUGAUGGCUUAGUGCUUUUGCUGCUUUCAAUAUUGGUAAAGGUAAAAAAAAAAUUAAUCGCACUUAUGCCUUGAUUCAGUGCGCAGAGUACCCUGUUUUUUGGCCUCUUACUUACUAUUUCCACUUUUCCACGUAAAAUGGAAUAAUGCAAGCCAAGAGGUCUAAUAAUUCAUAAUAAGCAACGAAAAAGAGCUUUCGUUUUCCAUCACAUUGUCACCUUUAUCUAUUUUCAUUGGAAGGUGGAAGUAUUAAAUGUCCAAAGCCAACAACCGGACUGCGUUUGCCAAGUUUCAUGUGUAGUCUUAGGGAUUUUAAACAAACUUUUACUGCACUCGUGUGUAAUUGUUCUGUAUUUAUAAAUUUAAUAGGUUAGGUAUCUACAAAUGAAAAUUGGCAACCAGAAUGGAGAUUACUGUUUUAUUAUACUAAUAAACAAACAGCAAAAAAACACCAAAUGCGCAAACAUAGUAGCGUAUACUUUGGUGUAAUAUCAAAUGAAAGCGCCACGAGAAAUGAAAUAGAAUUCCCUGAUGCAUCGAAUGAGGACGGAUGUCUGUCAAUUUAUUCAUGAUUCCUCUAGGGAACCCUAUGCCUAUCUCAAAUCGAAUUUUGCAUCUAUGUUCCAUGGCUGUAAUAUAGUGUUGAAGCAGCAGAAAGUAUCUAAAAUUAACCGGAAAUGUUUGCUAAAGAGCUUGGAUACUGUACAAAUUAUGUAAUUAUUGAACUAUUAAGAGUACGUUAAUUAUAAAAUAUGCAAUUUAUGUUUUGAGAAACUUAUUAUAGACUAGAGCCCCAUACAUGGAAAAAAUAACAACCGGUAUGUUUUUAACGGUAAAUGAAAUGAUAUUUAAAUAUGUUCUGGAAAUCAUUUAGAAUGAAGGGUUAUUCCAAAAUCCGCGGAGGUUGUCUGCAAGUGCAUGUGUCUUAAAUGUUGAUGAAGAAAGUAUGCUAACACGAUUCAUUAAUAAACCUGCGACUUUCUAGUUUAUGAAUAGUUUCUUAAUUAAGUACUAUUAAAUUUUGCUAGUCCAAUUGUACUAGACAAAUCUCUGCAGUCAUCGUAAGAAUAAUUUUAACCACAUUUUAUCCUCAUAGCGUGAUCAGUCUGAAUUCUCAUUUCCUAAGAAAACAAUCUUUACUUUGUGUGUCAUAUAACUCAUAUAUUCAUAAACAUGUACAGACGAGUUCAAAAACAUCUUUACAAGCCAACGUUAUAAAAUAGUUAUUUACGAUACAAGUGCGGAAAAGAGGAAAUUCGAAACGAGUGGC